UUCGCAUGUCAUUUGCUGUCUUGUCUUCAUUUUUGAUUGCAGAACACUGAGGCAACAGUGAUGGCAGGCACGACUGCUUUGCCACUUCAGCAAUUAAUUGCUUCACUGGACAACUCUUGUCUGCCAAAAAUUCUACAAGUUUGCUCUGGAGUGUAUUUCCAAGGUUCUAUAUAUGAAAUUUCUGGAAGUGAAGUGUGCUUUUCUACUGGGGAUCUAAUAAAGGUCCUUAACAUUGAGCUCCUAUCCGUUCACUGUGACGACAUCAGCAACAAUGAGCAGUUUGAGCUGCCCAUCACCCACACAGGUUUAUUCAAAGUUGUUCCAGAGGAGAUGCCAUACAGUAGUAUCGAGGAGAUGGUGAGCCUGAGGCCUGUGGGCCUGGAAUCCUGCCUUCCCUUCACUUUUACCAACAACUUCAAGAUAACCAUUGGCAAUUUCACACUGGGAGCCGGCAGAGCUCUAACAGUGCUCUCCAUUGAGCGGCAUGAGGGUGAGGAGGAUUAUGUGCGCUGCAAUGUUCAAGGACAAGAGGAAGCCUCAGCGGAAGUGUGCAUCCCAUUUUCUUCCCAAGGAGAGUUCAGGGAGUGUGAAAGCGAGGAGUGCUUCACUCUGCAGGAGAUCAUGUCCUCGCCCUGCCUGCGUAGUCGAAAGUUUCAUUUGAUCAACACCACCAAGGGUGAACGAACCCUGGUCCUCAGUCCGAUAUACCAGGUCCACGCCAUCAUGAACUUGAGGAAGAAUGUGUUGAAGUUUCCCUCCAGCUUAGAGGUGGAAGUGAUCGAUGUCACUGAGACGUGUAAGGAUGUACAUUUUGUGACCCCGCUCAGUCUGACGGAGGUCCAUGCCCAGCCAGAUAACUCCUUCCCUACAGUAGUAGAGAUAUUGGAAGGAGCAGAGACCAACUCUCUGUUUAAGUGCAGCUGGCUACCAAAGCUUAGUACAGGCAGCCAGCUGAUUUUCCACAAGGUAGGAACCUCAGCAAUGGUUUUAUUAUCCAACCUGAAGAGCCGAAGGGCACAGCAGUACUUCCUGGCAUCUCAGCAAUAUGGUGGACGAUUACGUAGGCGGCCAAGAGAGUUUAAUUCCGUGUAUGAGCUGUAUGUUGCGUCAAUCCAUGCACCAGGCCUGAAGGUCAGCGUAACAAGGAGCUGUGAGGGAGUUGAGGAGGAGGGCCUGCCUGCCCUCAGUGUGGGUGAACAGCUGGAGGUUGUUCGCUGCGAAAGGAUGGAGUUGCCUUGUGAAAGCAGCAAGGGACAGAAGCAGUCCGUCGAGGCUCUUUUGUGUCAGCGUCUCCAAGAGCCAGAUGAUGAUGAGGAUGAUGAUGAAGAGGAGGUCAAGCAGCAGGAUGAGACAGAGGUUAUUCUCAUGCCUCUGUACAUGCAGGGCACCUUUGUGGAGGUACUCACUGAUAACAAGAAGUACAGACUCAGGGACUUGAGUAAAGAGUUUAGUUUGCCGCUGGAUGUUAAAGUAGUGAGCCGGGAUACUGAACUCGAGACUGAUCCACUAGUUGGAUUUCCAAGUCUCAGAAUAGAGGGGGCUAUGCUAGAGCCCACCAUCCAGGCGAGCUUUCCACAAAAGCCAGACCACUGUUUUGAGAUCCCAACCCGGUGGCUUUCUAUGUCUGUCUUUUUCACCAAGGACCCCCUCCCAUGGCCCAACGGUCAACCACCUAAAUGCCAUGUGGACAGAAUUACCGAGGUGACAAACACAUUCUUUUAUGAAUUUAGCAAAAUCGGCAACUCAGAUGCAGCUCCACCACCUCGACCACCAAAGCGAAAUCUUUCGUCUUCAAAGUCUUCAAAAAAAUCAUCAAAAUCCUCGGGGAAGUCAUCCAAAGCAGGCAAAUCCAAGAAUGCACCAGACAAAAGCAUUCCAACCAAGGAGUUAGCAGACUUGACUUUAAACAGCAAAAAAAGGCCCCCAGCUCCCCCACCUCCGUCUAUCUUGGAUGAUCAACCUCCACCAGUCAUACCCCGAAAGCACACAGCGGCUGAAAUGACAACAGGCAAGGCUCUGCCAAACACUUAUGUGGAAAGGAACAAAAAAGUGCCGCUGGAUGCAGCAGAUGUUGCAGCAGAUGUGGAAAGUGACCAUGACUAUGAAACUGUGGACGAAACUUUUACAACGAUGAUGAAGAAAGCACAAGAGAACAUCAUGUUUUACUAAAUAUUACAACAACAGCUAAAUACCCCAUAUGGGCGGCAGGCCCCCUUAUCUUGAAUAAUAUAAUGGCAAUGUACAACGGCAUAGAUUUAUAUGCUGAGACUUUGCAGUCAAACUGGUCCUAAGUUUUGUGAUUUCAUUUCAUGCUAAAAAUAAUUAGUUUAUCAAAAGGCUAGAUUUUUCAGUUCAGUAGUAAAGGUCCCAUGACAUGGUACUCUUUGGUUGCUUUUAUAUAGACCUUAGUGGUCCCCUAAUACUAUACCUGAAGUCUCUUUCCCAAAAUUCUGCCAUGGUGCAGAACUGGUGGCCUUGACCAACUGCCACUUUGCUCGUUUGAAAGCCAUGAUGUUACUCUUUCACGGG
Etheostoma cragini (Arkansas darter) is the source of this 2529-nucleotide messenger RNA. RefSeq names its product thymocyte selection associated family member 2 (gene themis2). The transcript has 6 exons. Lineage: Eukaryota; Metazoa; Chordata; Actinopteri; Perciformes; Percidae. Gene Ontology annotation, biological process: T cell receptor signaling pathway. The record is from RefSeq and is a predicted model, not a curated record. Bases 61 to 2169 code for a protein of 702 amino acids.